AUGAGCGAUGAGGAUGUUGCAGCUCUUGUCAUUGAUAACGGGUCCGGAAUGUGCAAAGCUGGAUUUGCCGGCGACGAUGCGCCACGGGCUGUGUUUCCAUCGAUCGUUGGAAGACCUCGGCAUCAGGGUGUGAUGGUUGGAAUGGGACAGAAAGACAGCUAUGUUGGUGACGAGGCCCAGUCCAAGAGAGGUAUCCUUACUCUCAAGUACCCCAUUGAACACGGCAUUGUCACAAACUGGGAUGAUAUGGAGAAGAUCUGGCAUCACACCUUCUACAAUGAGCUGAGAGUUGCCCCAGAAGAACACCCAGUCCUGCUCACAGAAGCCCCUCUGAACCCCAAAGCCAACAGAGAAAAGAUGACCCAGAUCAUGUUUGAAACCUUUAAUUCUCCAGCGAUGUAUGUGGCAAUUCAAGCCGUGCUUUCCCUGUAUGCUUCAGGUCGUACCACAGGUAUUGUUCUGGACUCUGGUGAUGGUGUUACCCACACAGUCCCCAUCUACGAAGGUUACGCUCUUCCCCACGCCAUCAUGAGAUUGGACCUGGCUGGCCGUGACCUCACAGAUUACCUGAUGAAGAUCCUCACUGAGAGAGGCUACAGCUUCACCACCACAGCUGAGAGAGAAAUUGUUCGGGACAUCAAGGAGAAGCUUUGCUAUGUUGCUCUUGACUUUGAGCAGGAGAUGGGCACAGCUGCUUCAUCAUCCACCCUGGAGAAAAGCUACGAAUUACCUGAUGGGCAAGUCAUCACCAUUGGCAACGAGAGAUUUCGUACACCAGAAGCAAUGUUCCAGCCAUCAUUCCUUGGAAUGGAAUCGGCCGGCGUGCAUGAGACCACCUACAACUCCAUCAUGAAGUGUGAUGUUGACAUCCGUAAGGACUUGUAUGCCAACACGGUUUUAUCUGGGGGAUCUACCAUGUACCCAGGGAUUGCAGACCGCAUGCAGAAGGAGAUUACCGCCUUGGCACCAAGUACUAUGAAAAUCAAGAUCAUUGCUCCUCCAGAACGCAAGUAUUCCGUGUGGAUUGGGGGUUCCAUUCUAGCUUCCCUGUCCACUUUCCAGCAGAUGUGGAUCUCUAAACAGGAAUAUGAUGAAUCAGGGCCAGCCAUUGUUCACCGAAAAUGCUUCUGA
Candidula unifasciata is the source of this 1131-nucleotide messenger RNA. The record is from the annotation of a GenBank genome assembly. Lineage: Eukaryota; Metazoa; Mollusca; Gastropoda; Stylommatophora; Geomitridae.